Molecule: messenger RNA, 2043 nt
Organism: Anolis carolinensis (green anole)
Lineage: Eukaryota; Metazoa; Chordata; Lepidosauria; Squamata; Anolidae
Gene: smpdl3b
Product: sphingomyelin phosphodiesterase acid like 3B
Exons: 8
Coding region: 291-1688 (465 amino acids)
Biological process (GO): sphingomyelin catabolic process
Molecular function (GO): sphingomyelin phosphodiesterase activity
Source: RefSeq, a predicted model, not a curated record
CAUUUCAAAUACUGAAUCCUUGGAGUAGUACGUUUUCCCCCAGGGCCCCAGUCAAUCUCUCUUUGAGUCUGACUCAAGUAGUCAGCUUUUGUUAAAAGCCACAAAAUCUUAUGCAUGUUUUUUUUUUUAAAUUGUGUGAGCAAUCUAAUUAGGCGGAGACAAUUUCUGGAUGCCAAGAGGAAUUGCUUUAGCAGCCAGUGAGUCAGAAAUACGGGACGUCCAAAAAUAAAGCAGGUCUGAUUACUUUCUCUCUCUGCUCGUGAGUUUGGUGGCCAACGUUGUGGACAAGGAUGGAUCUGUGGGGAAUCCUGUUGUUGCUAAUACAUCUCAGAAUCAUAAUAGCUGCUUCAGCAGGUUAUUUUUGGCACAUCACAGACCUACACCUUGACCCACAGUACCAAGUGGCACCAGAUCCUUUGAAGGUCUGCCCAUCUGCUGGUGCCCAGCCAGUGACCAACGCAGGGACUUGGGGUCAUUAUUUGUGUGAUGCGCCCUGGAGUCUCAUCAAUUCUUCCAUUUAUGCCAUGAAGGAGAUCCUCCCUGACCCUGACUUCAUUCUCUGGACUGGGGAUGACACCCCUCAUGUGCCUGAUGAGAAACUGGGUGAAGAAUCUGUGUUGGGGAUAAUUAAAAAGCUCACUAACUUGAUCAAACAUGUCUUUCCAGGUACUCAGGUAUAUCCUGCAAUGGGCAACCAUGACUUCCACCCCAAAAACCAGUUCCCAGCUGGGGAGAACCGGAUCUACCGUGCAACAGCAGAACUCUGGCAGCCUUGGCUUAACAACCACUCUGUGCAGACGUUCAGAGCAGGUGCUUUCUACAGUCAGUUGCUGUCCAGUUCUGGGCCUGCAAGGCGAAUGGUUGUCCUCAAUACAAAUCUGUACUAUGACAAUAAUAACCAAACCAUUAGCCUGGAGGAUCCUGGAGGCCAAUUCCAAUGGCUGGAGGAUACGCUGACUAGUGCAGCAGAUGCAAGAGAAAAGGUUUAUAUUAUUGGGCAUGUCCCUCCUGGCUUUUUUGAAAAGAAACGAGGCAAGCCCUGGUUCCGAGAACACUUCAACCAACAAUAUACAGAAAUAAUUCAGAAACAUCAUGGAGUGGUUGUAGCCCAGUUCUUUGGACAUCAUCACACGGAUAGUUUUAGAAUGUUCUACAAUAAUGCAGGAUCCCCUAUCAGUGUCAUGUUUUUAGCUCCAGCUGUAACGCCCUGGAAAACAACCUUACCAGGUGUACACAACGGAGCCAACAACCCUGGCAUCCGGUUGUUUACAUAUGACCGAAACACCCUGCAAGUUAAGGAUAUGGUUACUUAUUAUUUAAACCUCACCCAUGCUAACCUGAGAGCACCUGAAUGGAAGAAAGAGUAUGGCCUGACAGAAAAUUUCCAGAUCUCGGAUGGUUCUGUCCACUCCAUGCACUUGCUACUGGAGAAGCUUGAGAAGGAUGAAGAACACCUCCAGCGGUACUACCAGUAUAAUUCAGUUCAAUACGACCUGACAUACUGUGAUGACACUUGCCAGACCGACCAUCUGUGUGCCAUCCGGGAAGUGGAUUUUGCAAAAUACAACCAAUGCAUUCAAGCUAGGAGUGCUGCAGCCUCCACGAUGGACCUUGUUUCAUAUUAUUCCAUACUUGGGCUCACGUCUAUAGGAUUGUGGGGUGUCUUGGGCAGACUGGGACACGAGUAGGAUGGUGUUGUUUUCACUUGGACACUGAGGGUAUCUGAGGGUAGCUCUAGAUACCAGUAUCCCGAGAAUCUCUCAUUUCUUGGUCUUUAAAAAACCCGAAGCUAAAUGUGAAAGCAUUGCUGUAGUGGAAGAGAGCUUGCAGAAUUAACGUGCUAGGAGUGAUUUAUUAAUAGGGAAUUUUAUGAAACUGUCCCAGGCUUUCCUGUUUCCUUCUCAUUGCAGCUGGAUGGCUGGAUUGUCCAAGCCAGUGUAUUGCUGUGAACUAUUGUGGAAUGUUCAAACUUGGAUGGACAAUUAAGAAUCAUUAACUUUGCAAAAGAUUUGCUUCUAAUAAAGAAGCCCAUUUUGUAGGCAA